AGCAGGAAGUAAAACAUGUAAAGUGUUAUGCUGCUGCAUCGCUUCUCGUUGAUCUCAAUUCCUCAUCGCGUGUUUGUUCUUGACGUCCUGUGUGACCACGAGCGGCUGGCCGUGUUGUGUUCGUGCUCUGCGAGGCACACGGCAUGCUAACCCCUCUGUCUUUGGAGCAAAGGAAAUCCAGGGACACGCUGCACACCGAUGCUGAUGAUUAGUCCCAGAAUGGCCUCAGGAAUGCAAGAGAAACAGUUCACGCCAUCCCUGCUCAAUUUUUUCGUUUACAACCCCACAUUCGGGCAAAAGGAAGGAGAGGAAGAGAAGAAGAUCUUGUUUUACCACCCGAGUGAUGUGGAGAAGAAUGAGAAGAUCAGAAAUGUGGGCCUUUGUGAGGCCAUCGUUCAGUUCACAAGGACCUUCUGUCCAACAAAACCAGCGAAAUCCCUGCACACACAGAAGAACCGUCAGUUCUUCUUUGAGGCCGAGGACAAUUUCUGGAUGGUCAUGGUUGUUCGGAACCCGAUGAUCGAGAAGCCGAACAAAGAUGGCAAACCUCCCACAGUCGAAUAUCAGGAAGAGGAAAUAAUUGACACUGUGUACAGUGCAGUGGUGAAGCAAUGCUACAGCAUGUACAAGCUCUUCAACGGUACGUUCAGCAGACAGAUGGAAGCCGGCGGCGUGGAGCUGCUGAUCCAGAAGCUGGAGAAGUUCUUCUACAGGUAUCUGCAGACGCUCCACUUGCAGUCCUGCGACCUGCUCGACGUGUUCGGCGGCAUCAGCUUCUUCCCGCUGGACAAGAUGACCUACCUGAAGAUCCAGUCCUUCGUCAACCGGGUGGAGGAGAGCCUCAGUCUCGUCAAAUACACCGCCUUCCUGUACAACGACCAGCUCAUAUGGAGCGGACUGGAACAAGACGAUAUGAGGAUCCUGUACAAGUACCUGACCACCUCGCUGUUCCCCAGACACUCUGAACCAGAGUUGGCUGGCAGGGACUCUCCUCUGAGGCCGGAGGUCGCAGGGAAUCUGUUGCACUAUGGGAGGUUUCUGACGGGACCGACUAAUCUCAAAGAUCCAGAGGCCAAAUUCCGAUUUCCUAAAAUAUUCGUGAGCACAGAGGACGGCUACGAGGAGCUGCAUCUGAUCGUAUAUAAGGCGAUGAGCGCGGCGGUUUGUUUCAUGAUCAGCGCGUCUGUGGAGCUGACGAGGGACUUCUGCGAGCAGCUGGACGGCCUGGUGGGCCCUCAGCUCACGCUGCUGGCGUCUGACAUAUGUGAACAGUUCACCGUUAACCGCAGGAUAUCGGGUCCAGAGAAGGAGCCCCAGUUUAAAUUCAUCUACUUCAACCACAUGAACCUGGCGGAGAAGAGCACCAUCCACAUGAGGAAGACGGCCAGCGUUUGCCUCACCUCGGUUCACCCCGACCUCAUGAAGAUCCUCGGAGACAUCAACUGUGACUUCGCCAGGAUCGACGAGGACGAAGAAAUCAUCGUAAAGGCGAUGACGGACUACUGGGUAGUCGGCAAGAAGUCGGACCAGAGAGAACUGUACGUGAUCCUGAAUCAGAAGAACGCCAACCUGAUCGAAGUGAACGAGGAAGUGAAGAGGCUUUGUGCGACGCAGUUCAACAACAUUUUCUUUUUGGACUGAUGGGAGCUGUCAGACGGUUUCACCACACUAAAAACUGUCACUGUUGCAGGGUAUCAUUGACAGCAUCAGUGUAAUGCAAUAAUUGCAUUGUAAAAUAAAAUAAAAACUCAAAGCUUUCUAACCAA
Molecule: messenger RNA, 1766 nt
Organism: Pseudoliparis swirei
Lineage: Eukaryota; Metazoa; Chordata; Actinopteri; Perciformes; Liparidae
Gene: ccz1
Product: CCZ1 homolog, vacuolar protein trafficking and biogenesis associated
Exons: 17
Coding region: 199-1641 (480 amino acids)
Biological process (GO): vesicle-mediated transport
Cellular component (GO): Mon1-Ccz1 complex; intracellular membrane-bounded organelle
Source: RefSeq, a predicted model, not a curated record